Molecule: messenger RNA, 1540 nt
Organism: Papaver somniferum (opium poppy)
Lineage: Eukaryota; Viridiplantae; Streptophyta; Magnoliopsida; Ranunculales; Papaveraceae
Product: LRR receptor-like serine/threonine-protein kinase FLS2
Exons: 2
Coding region: 31-1404 (457 amino acids)
Molecular function (GO): protein binding
Source: RefSeq, a predicted model, not a curated record
ACAGGAGCUAUACCUUUUUGCAUCUUCAAAAUGAAUAACCUCUCUCUCUUAGAUCUCUCGCGAAACAACCUUCAAGGAACAUUACCUCCUAGUCUUCAUCUCAAGUACGACAGUAACUCAGGAUUAGAUUUAUCACACAACAGCUUGCAUGGGGCACUUCCUCUUCCACCUAAAAUUUUCAACACUUUUGAUUUGUCGCAUAAUAACUUCAGUGGCGAAAUCUCGAUAGAGACCGGAGAAAGAUUAUCUAGCGCGCCGUAUGUUUCUUUAUCUAGUAAUCAACUUUCAGGUUCAAUUCCGUUUUCUAUGUGUUCCAGGGAAUCAGAUUCCUUAGGUCCUGUUAGUAUUGAUCUGUCGAACAACAAAAUAUCAGGCGUUAUACCUACUAGUAUGGGGAAUUGUCGCAAUCUUUUGUCGCUAAAUCUUGGAACCAACAAUCUCACCGGAAGUGUUCCAAAGGAGCUUCAAGCACUAACACUGGUCACUCUCCUGUUAAAUGACAACAAACUCGAGGGUGCUGUUCUUAAUUCUGUCAGUAAACUUCACGACUUGAAAAUUAUCAACCUAGCUAAUAACAACUUCCAAGGAAGUAUGCCCGCUGCAUUUGGUUCACUAUAUUCCAUUAGAAUCCUCUCCUUGAGGUCAAAUAAAUUCAACGGGUCAAUUCCUGAAGAGAUUAUUCAUUUCUCUAAGCUUCAGAUUUUAGACUUGUCGAGUAACUAUUUCAGUGGGCAACUCCCUAGAAGAAUAGGAAACUUGGAGAUGCUAACCAGUAGACCUAAUAGCACACUCUUGCUUGAAUACGGUGUUGACGUGAAACUGGAAAUGGUGAUUAAAGGGAUUGCGAUACAGCUUGAAAAUUUGUAUGAUUAUAGUUCUGGAAUNGAUAUAUCAUGCAACAUUCUCGAAGGGAGCAUCCCACAAGACAUAAGUCUACUGAAAGGGCUUUCCAUGCUUAAUCUUUCACAUAAUGUAUUCUCUGGUGUAAUCCCAGCGAGUGUCGGAAACAUGACAGGCUUAGAGUCCUUGGAUUUGAGUUUCAACAAACUGUUUGGAAAAAUACCAGAGUCUUUGGCAUCACUAGAUUCUCUUGGGUUUCUGAAUUUGUCUUACAAUAACUUGAGUGGCAGGAUCCCAAGAGGACUUCACUUAGAUACAUUAAGCGGAGAUGGUUCUGCAUAUGUCAACAACAGUUUUCUAUGUGGGAUCCCUACAAAUAACAUUUGUGAGGGUGAUCAGGGUACUAAUACUACUGAUAUUUCGAGUCCUCCAAAUGAUUUUGAAGAAGAUGCAAAAGAGAAGUUGUUGUUAUGUGCCAUUGUCGCUGUGGGGUUUGUAGUCGGGUUUUGGGGUCUGUUCUUUGUUUUGCUGUUAAAGAAAGAGAAAUGGUGGUUUCCUUAUUAGAGAUUAGUAGGUAUUGUUGCAGGGAGAGUUGAUAGAUGUGUGUUAGGGAUGUAAUUGCCAUUGUAACUAUCGCUCAAAUGCUGAAAACAAAUUUUGUUUCGGCUCUACUCAAUUUUUCUACUUAUAAGAAUUGCAA